AUGGCUGCUCUCUACUAUGCAGCCCGGCCAGUCCUUCGAUUUCGAGUCCCCCGAUCAUGUGUCCCCCGCCGUUAUGCGACCUCCUCUUCCUCAGCCACGACCAGCAGCUCCAAAGGGAUCCCAAAAGUCUCUUUCCAAAGCCCUACAUCAAAAGCGAGUGUUCCCGCGUCCAAAGGACCGUCGACGCAGCCCGGUAAAAGUCAACAACCAAGCAUACCUGUACUUGGAGGACCAGCGUCGCAGUUCAUCAGAGAGCUGCCUCCUGAACUAGCGAGAAAGCAAUGGUAUGCGCAAAAACUAUACGAGGCGGGUCAAACAGCCAUAUACAGACCCCCCUCUCAUUUCGGAAUCUACGCCGCGUCAUUUGUCAUGGGAAGCAGUGCUCUUGCGAUUGCUGGUCUUCUUGCCUACGGCAACAUCUGGGCUUGGGAAGGCGACUCGGAGCUACCCUGGUUCGUACCAGUUGCACACCGGCUAGGGAUCUUUGUCUUCUCGGCGGUCGGCUGGCUUAUUAUGAUGCGAUCAUUAAGGUUCAUCAAAGCAAUCGAUCUCGUGUCGGUAGAUGGCGUGGUGAAAUUAGCGGUGCAGGUACGCCGGCCUCUACCUUUUCUGAAGCCGAAGGAACACCUUAUCGCACCCUAUCGCUUUCAAAUGGACCAGAAGUUUGUGCAGCAACUGGAGGAGCCUGCCUUCAUGAUGGAACAUACAGAAACGUCCUCUUCUGCAAGCAAAUCGUCGAGAGGACUUGGUUCAAGCAUUGGGCGGGCCAUCAGCAAAGCAAUCUAUUAUCCAUUUGCAUCAACGAGAAGAUUAAUCACGCUUGAAGGCUUUAUGUUCGUCAGCUUUGAGGGGAGCCGCGGCAAGAUGAAGCUGGACACUCAGGGUCUUUUCUCCAACGGAGCAAAGGAUCUUAUUGAAAUGGGCACCAUAAAUUAUUGA
Molecule: messenger RNA, 939 nt
Organism: Cladophialophora psammophila CBS 110553
Lineage: Eukaryota; Fungi; Ascomycota; Eurotiomycetes; Chaetothyriales; Herpotrichiellaceae
Exons: 1
Coding region: 1-939 (312 amino acids)
Source: RefSeq, a predicted model, not a curated record